Molecule: messenger RNA, 879 nt
Organism: Plasmopara halstedii
Lineage: Eukaryota; Oomycota; Peronosporomycetes; Peronosporales; Peronosporaceae
Product: RxLR-like protein
Exons: 1
Coding region: 1-879 (292 amino acids)
Source: RefSeq, a predicted model, not a curated record
AUGCGCAGCUGUCAGUAUCUACUCCUUCUUUUCCUCGCCAGUGACACUAGUAAUGACGCAAUUUCGGAACCGACACGUAAAUCCCAGCUUCAAAAAAUAGAGUCAAAGCGGGGCAGUGUUACUCAGUGGGAGAUCCACGGCAGUCGCUUGCUUCGUUCAAGCGGUGGCAAGAUCAAAGCAAAUGAAGAACGAAUGGAGACGGAGAUGUCGAAACUCGGUGCACUGUUUUCAAGGGGCAUCAAAGCCAUGAAGUUGGUGCACAGUACAUCAUUCAAGACGUUACUCCACCUUAAAAACAAUGUAUUCGCAAAUAUAAUGGAAACGGAAGGAGCCCUCCACGCGCUUAUGUUAGGUUUUCAUCCUCUCGAGGUAAAGUCCCGGCUGGAGCACGACCACGAUAUAGCAGUCCAACUGAAACUUUCUCUCACACACUGGGAAAGAAAUCCAGAAACAAAGAACCUUCUCAGCCUCCUAGAGAAGCAAAACGAGUGGAUGAAGAGUAUACAACCUCCUGCAUCUCUUUCGGCUGGGAUAAAAUUUUGGGAAGAAGGUUUGCAAAAACUGGAUAGCCUAUCCUGUUUAAAUGCUGAAAAAAUUCUCGAAGAGACAAUCUCGCAAUUAUCACAAGAGGGCCUUUCCGGUGAAGCUUUAGUCGAAAAGAACCUGUCGCCAUUUGUGUAUGGCACAGCGCUGUACUACAUGGGUAAAGAACAGGCAAAAGUUUUAUCGGGGGAAGAAUUCAGCGCAUGGUACAAUAAUCAGCUCAAAAGAUUCGCAAAUUUUGUCAACGCCUACCGAGACAAACUCAACCUUCCCCCCAGGUAUGCUAAACUUCAUUUAUUUGCCGAUUUCGAGGUUCACGAUGGUGUUGCAACAUGA